Anguilla rostrata (American eel) is the source of this 2719-nucleotide messenger RNA. It is a transcript of the gene slc26a3.2, whose product is annotated as solute carrier family 26 member 3, tandem duplicate 2. Gene Ontology annotation, cellular component: plasma membrane. The transcript is spliced from 21 exons. Gene Ontology annotation, molecular function: chloride transmembrane transporter activity; oxalate transmembrane transporter activity; sulfate transmembrane transporter activity. NCBI's taxonomy places the organism in Eukaryota, Metazoa, Chordata, Actinopteri, Anguilliformes, Anguillidae. The record is from RefSeq and is a predicted model, not a curated record. Bases 151 to 2412 code for a protein of 753 amino acids. Gene Ontology annotation, biological process: transmembrane transport.
CAGAAAUGCUCAUAAGCGUCUCAGAGAGUCUCAGAGUAUCUUGGGGAAGAAGGACAUUUACAAUUUGGACUGUUGAAAACUUUGCUUGGACAUUCUUAGGACAAGGUCCGCUGUGGAGUAAUUCGUUCUACUAAAGAUCAACCCAUCAGGAUGCGACUGGCGGCGGCACAGUACACGGUCACCAGGCCCCUGUACUCUGAGGAUGCUUUUGAUAAAGAUCAUGACAAGAUCUACAGGCAGCAUAAGACCGUGCGGGACCACGUGAAAGCAUAUUUCACCUGUAAUUCUAAGCGAGCAAAGAAUGCCGCUCUUUCUCUGUUUCCUAUUAUUGGAUGGAUGAGAAUCUAUCGCAUCAAAGAGUGGCUUCUGAGUGACGUGGUGUCUGGAGUCAGCACUGGACUGGUCGCCGUUCUACAAGGUCUGGCCUACAGCCUGUUGGCGUCCCUUCCUCCUUGGUAUGGACUGUUUGCAGCCUUCUUCCCUGUGAUCACUUAUUUCUUCCUUGGGACCUCCAGACACAUUUCAGUGGGUGCUUUCCCUGUUCUGAGUCUGAUGGUGGGUGCAGUAGUGACUCGACUGGUCCCGGAUCAUGGGCCUCCGGUCAACAUCACAGGCUUAGAGGGGCUGACCAUGGAUCAGCAGAGGGUUGUGGUGGCUGCUUCUGCCACGUUCCUCAUGGGAAUAUUUCAGCUGGCCAUGGGGGUGUUCCAGGUGGGAUUCAUUGUGAUGUACCUGUCAGACACGCUGGUUUCUGGGUUCACCACAGCGGCUGCAAUCCACAUCCUGGUGUCACAGCUGAAGUUUGUGUUUGGCCUCGUAGUACCGGGCCUGAGUGGACCUCUUGCCAUAAUCUAUACUCUCGAAAAGGUAUUUGUGCAAAUCACGGACACCAACCUUGCUGACCUGGCGACGGCCAUCAUUGUCAUGGUGGUGGUGUUCAUUGUAAAGGAACUCAACGACAGGUACAAGGCCAAACUCCCUGUGCCCAUCCCCAUAGAGGUCAUUAUGACGGUUAUAGCCUGCGGUGUUUCUUAUGCAUUCAACUUCAAAGAAAAAUACAAAGUAGAUGUUGUGGGAAAAAUACCACAGGGAUUUGAGCCCCCCAUGGCCCCCAAUGUGGAGGUCUUCCAGCAGACUGCAGUGGAGGCCUUUCCCAUGGCUAUCGUAGGCUUUGCUGUGGCUUUCUCUGUUGCGAAGGUCUACUCCAUCAAACACGACUACAUCAUCGACGGCAAUCAGGAGCUCAUUGCUUUCGGCGUGAGCAACAUCUUUGGAGCGGCCUUCAAGUCGUUUGCGGCGAGCACCGCUCUCUCCAGGAGUGCUGUGCAGGAAAGCACAGGAGGCAAAACCCAGGUUGCCGGACUGCUCUCAGCGAUCAUAGUGAUGAUUGUCAUUUUGGCCAUUGGAUUCCUGCUAGAACCACUGCCAAAGUCAGUGCUGGGGGCAGUUGUGAUUAUCAAUCUCAAGGGGAUGCUGAUGCAGGUUCGAGAGAUCCCUUACCUGUGGAGAAAGGACCGGCCUGACUGCGUGGUGUGGAUCGUGACCUGCCUCGCCUCCAUCCUGUUGGGCCUGGACCUGGGUCUGGCUGUCGGGGUGGGGAUUGAGCUGAUCACUGUGGUCUUUAGGACUCAGUUCCCCCGGUGUUCUGUUUUGGCCAACAUCAGAGGCACGGACAUCUACAAGGACCGCAAGGACUAUCUCUGCAUCUAUGAACCCGAAGGUGUGAAGAUCUUCAGAAUACCUUCACCCAUCUUCUUUGCCAACAUCGAGUUCUUCCGAGGAAAACUGAUUGAAUCUGUCGGAUUUAACCCCCUGCGAGUUUUGCGGAAGAGGAACAAGGCCCUGCGGAAGAUCAAGAAGCUCCUGAAGAGCGGGGAGCUGCAGAUGACAGACAAAGGACUGCUGCACACGGGCUCGGCUCCUAUCGAGGAGUCCGAGGAUGAGAGCAACGUGGAGGGCCUGGAUCAGCCCACGGACUUCCAGAACCUUCCCGUCCAGAUCAACUGGAAUGCAGAACUUCCCGCCAACAUCUGUGUCCCCAAGGUCGACGUCCACAGCGUGAUCCUGGACUUUGCGGCUGUCUCGUUCCUUGACAUCUCGGCGCUGAAAGGCCUCAAAACGGCAUUGAAAGAAUUUAUCAGAGUGGAUGUGGAGAUCUACAUUGUUGCAUGUGAUGUGUACAUCCUGGAGAAGCUGCACAGCUGCAAGUUCUUCGAUGACGAGAUCAAGACGUCCAUCUUCUUCCUGACUCUCCAUGACGCCAUGCUGCAUAUUCUAGAGAAACACCCAGACCAAUCAGAGGGCGAAGACACAAACACAAAGAUUGUUCCUUACAAUUUCCAUGGCAACCAGAGCAAUGGUAGGGGAAUACUGCGGAUCAGGGAGGUCCCAGACACAGAAACCAAGUUCUAGACUGGACAACACUCACUUCCUGUGGCCCAUAAACAGAAGGGUGCCACUUCCUGCAUCCCCCCUUGACUGAACAUGUUUCUGAAAAAGAGAAAAUGAAGAAAACAUUGCCACAUGGUGGCGUCUGGACAGAACACAGAUUCAAAUUAGAUUCAGAUUCAAAGGCAGGUUAUUACUUUAAGUAAUAAAUCUUUAUAUCACACACCUUUCUCUUUAAGAUAUGUUGUAUAAUAAAGGUAUAUAUUUGUGUCUGUGAUAUACUAAUUAGUAAAAGAUAUUUAUUUUUUAAUUACAUCAGGACAUGUAUUUA